AUGUACUCGAAAAGGUUCAAAUCGACCGUCAGGUACAAUUAUCCGUGGAAAAAUGCGUUCAAUCUCUGGUACAAGCAUAUAACUACUAGGAAUAUUGAAAAACAGGCUCAUGACACGCUUUUUGACCUUACAUUGCCCUACUACAACCGCACUGUCAAUGGUCUCCACGCGUCGACCCGAACUACCCCGCUGACUGGAAACAGACAAUUGAGCGAGUUGAACGUCAAAAACGAGUCCGCCGAUCGUCAUAUGGUGCUGCUUCAUGGAUACGCAGCGUCAUCGGGUUGGUGGUUCAGAAAUAUAGACACAUUUGCAAGAGCAGGUAAUUACAACGUGCAUGCGAUCGACCUGCCCGGAUUCGGACUGUCCAGCAGACACGGUCGCCCGUUCCUGGACAAUAAAACAAGGCUCAAGAUCGAGUUCGACCGAAAUAAGCUUAAACACAUGGAUCAUCUCCACCGUUCAUUGUAUGUGCCGGAAAAAUUCAGUUUGGAACGGAAAAACCUGCAAAAAUAUCUCGAAAAUCAGCAGAGCAUAGUUGACCAGGUGGUGGACUUUUACGUAGACGCUGUGGAACAAUGGAGACAGCACCAUCAGAUCCCCCAAUUUGACCUGGUGGCCCACUCAUUGGGAGGAUACAUGGGGGUGGCCUAUUGUGCCAAAUAUCCCAAUGCUGUGCGAAGGCUGGUUUUAGCUAGUCCCGGGGGAGUUGAAAGAUCUCCGUUUGCAAUCACGAAUCCCCAGUACAAAGAGAUCACCACAGACAUCACAGAGUCUGGGUCGCAGUCCCCUGGCGAUUACUCGUUCCUGGGACGAUAUCCUGAGGUAAAGUUUCCGAUACAGGCGUACUGGCAACUGCGAAUCCCAACGUUUUUGAUUCUGCGGCUGUUGGGUCCUGCGGCGGUGCGGCUUUUUAUGAGCAGGAACAUUUCGAAAUUUAAAAGGUCCAAUUUCAAUCAGCCACACGAGCUGGAUGCGUUUGCAGAAUAUGUGUACCAUACCAGCGUGAAACGUUCCAUCUCGGAGACGGCGAUCAUGAGGAUCUUCGACUCGAGCCUGUUGGCCAAAAUUCCCGUGCUGGAUAGACUGCACGCUCUAAGAUGCACGAGUCUUUGGAUCUACGGACAGCAUGAUUUCAUGUUUGAGGACAGUGGUCGUGUUGCGGUGAAUAUCUUAAAUUCGCACGACCACAAUGCUGCCAUGAAAGUUGUGCAAGGGGCUGGACACAACAUGUAUUUGGACAAUCCGCAAGAGUUUAACCAGCUAGUGUUGGAUUACUUAAAUUGA
Molecule: messenger RNA, 1287 nt
Organism: Ogataea philodendri
Lineage: Eukaryota; Fungi; Ascomycota; Pichiomycetes; Pichiales; Pichiaceae
Exons: 1
Coding region: 1-1287 (428 amino acids)
Biological process (GO): cardiolipin acyl-chain remodeling
Cellular component (GO): mitochondrial inner membrane
Molecular function (GO): A2-type glycerophospholipase activity
Source: RefSeq, a predicted model, not a curated record